This is a messenger RNA of Gymnodraco acuticeps, 2753 nucleotides long. RefSeq lists its product as uncharacterized. The record is from RefSeq and is a predicted model, not a curated record. The coding region runs from base 808 to 2385 and encodes 525 amino acids. Lineage: Eukaryota; Metazoa; Chordata; Actinopteri; Perciformes; Bathydraconidae. Gene Ontology annotation, biological process: cell surface receptor signaling pathway. Gene Ontology annotation, molecular function: transmembrane signaling receptor activity. The transcript is spliced from 12 exons.
GCUUAGCACUGAUGCAUGGAAGUGGAAGCUUUCCAUUUUGACUACCCACCACAUUUAAAACUACACAGCUACUGAAGUGUCGUGGUAUUAUUUAUUUCGACCAUUUUUAUGGAAUUAACAUAAUCUUUGUUCGACUGUGGAUCAAAUGUUGCACCUAGAAAUAGCAUAUUUUCUGUAUUCAAAUGAUUUCUUUAUUACUAAUUAUAGAUAUGAAAUGUUGCUCCCUUAAAGUAGAGUCCAUCUUGAGGAGGGGGCUGGACUUUGUCUCUCUUCACAUUCACUUCUGGUAAAGAGACUAUGAGAGACUUCCUGUGGGUGAGGUUGUUUCUAAACUUAAACUUGAAUUCCUCCUUAACACUCCAGCACUGCGUUUCAACUAUUUGCUUAAAGCUGUUACACACAUUUUCAUAUGAAAUAUUGGUGAGAAGGCCCAUGGAUUAUAAAGUGAGAAUGACGCCUGCAAUUGUAUCUCCUUCUUAAAACUGUGUGCACUUUAUUUCUUCGAGAAAGACUUUAUGCAGCAGCCUUUAGAGAAGCAUCAAGCAUUACUGACCAUAUGUGAAGAAUCACGAGCCCACAGGAUGAUCUUAUCUACAUCAGGAAGGAUAUGCUAACACCUUAUCUCUGUUCAUCAUUAGAGGAUAUCUAAACCAAGGUGCAAACAAUGUGCUGUGUUAAAAGCUGCUCAGUUGUGAGCUUAGUGAAAAAGGGAAGGAAGCCCUCACCGUGUAAAGAACUUAAAAAAACAACUUCCGUCUCCAAUAUUACAUUGCAUUUGUUUCUCUGUAGUUCCUGAUUGCUCUUCAUAUGCUGCAGUUUCAGUCUUUCUAUUUGCACAAAGUAGAAGAAUUUCUCAGAAGCAGAUUAUCAGUGCUGGAUGUGAAGAUGGGACACACUUUGCUCUGUCUACGGGGUUUUUUCUUUCUGAAUUUACUUUACCGUGGACAAGCUCAAGAUGCUGUACUGACCAUUGAGCCAAACUGGACCACUUUCUUUACCGGAGAGUCUGUUACCUUCAAGUGUGACAUUACAGGAGACAAAGGCAGCGACUGGGUUUACUCAAUCUACUGGAAUGAUCAAGAAUGGCUUCCUAACAACAAACAUGAGAGCUAUGAAUUACAUUCUCUAACUCCAGGCUACAAUGGUGCAUACCACUGUUUUUUUUAUCAGAAGGGCUCAACAAAGAAAAGCAAUACAAUCUAUCUAAAUGUAUCAGACAGACCUAAGGCUGUCCUCACUGUGUCUCCAUCAUGGCCGAGUCCUGGAGCCUCAGUAACUCUGGACUGCAGCGUUGAUCAUCCUUCUGCUGGCUGGAGCUUCUACUGGUAUAAGGCUGUUCCCAAACCGUCACACAACUCCUACAACUCCUACGACUAUGAGCUGCUACCUGGCAGCGAGAAUGGGACCGAACAGCAUCUCUUCAUCAUUGAUGGACAAACACACACAGCAGGAUAUGUGUGCAGAGCAGGAAGAGGAGAUCCAGUGUAUUACAGUGGGCAGAGUCAACCUAAGUUUGUCUGGUCUGGAGAUUUGAAUUCAGCAGCGUCUCUCACAGUGAGUCCUGACAGUGUGCAGCACUUCAGCAAAACGUCUGUGUUACUGAGCUGUGAGGGAAUCUCCACUGAGUGGAGAGUGAGGACGUUUACGAAACCUGACUACCUUUAUCGCUGUUCUUCCUGGGGGACAAUGACUGGAUCCACAUGCACAAUAACCAGAGGCUGGCUUAGUGGAGUGUUCUGGUGUGAGUCUGAAACAGGACAGUUCAGUAAUGCAGUCAACAUCACUAAAUAUGACUAUGAAAUGAUCCUGGUGAGUCCUGUCCGUCCUGUGGCUGAGGGACGUUCUGUCACUCUUAGCUGCAAGUUCAAGACAGGAACGGUUCUUUAUAAUGUGGAUUUCUAUAAAGAUGACAAACUCAUCCAGAACGAUACCAGGAAGGAGCUGACCAUCUCUGCAGUGUCAAAGUCAGACGAAGGCUUUUAUCAAUGUAAACGGAGAGAUCCAGCAGAUGGUUGGACGUCACCAGAGAGUUGGUUCUCAGUCAAAUUAGCAGCGUCCGGGCCUGGAAAAGCCUCUCAAUUUCCCAUUCUUCUGAUCGUUGGGCUGCUUGGUGGAGUUGUACUGAUUAUUCUCCUGCUGCUGUUCCUGUAUUUAUACAGAAAGUCAAAAGAUUCAUGCUGUAUCAGAUCUCAGAGGACCAAUCAGGGCCCUGCUACAGACCACAUGAUCAACCAGGAUGAAAUUCAAAACAUGCCACAAUAUUCUACUCUCCUCCAUGGUGAUCGUUGUCUCUAUGAAACAAUAGGAGGGCCUGUAGAAGCUGGAAAUGGUGCCAGUAAUGAACCAGAAGAGAGCCUUUACUUAAAUGUGGCAGCAGAUCAAUAAAGACAUCCUCAUGGACAGAACCAAUGGAGCGGAUAAAAACAUGAAAAACAACAUCCUUGUUUCAGCAAUUGAGUGUAUUUGCUGCUUUUGUGUAAAUAGCGCAGUGCCUUUAAAAAAAAUGCCUUUCUAGGAACAUGGUGAAUGCUUUGCAAUUCAACUGUACUUUCUGUGUACUUAUAUUUAGUGUAAAACAUUGUACUACCACCUUAUCUGUUAAAUGUCUGAUUCAGAUCAUGUGGCUAGAACCUCGUUGUACAUUGAGUGAUAUUAGAGCCAGAUACUAAUAUAUGCAGUAUGGACACAUGCUUUAGCACUGUAGAUGCACACAGUGGACACACAAAUAUACUAUUAAUAAAACCCAAAUGCAA